CUACUGCAUUGAUUGUUGAACGGCCAGAUCACACGAGCCAUAUAUGGUUCCUGUGGGAGCACUGGCGGAGGGUAAAAUCAUGGGUUAAACCAAAUCACCCCUCCCCCCCGGAAGAAUGGUACAACCCAAGAACACAGACUUAAGUAGUAGCUGUAACACAAUGUAAUUAAAUGUCAGUAGUGACAUUAAAUCGAAGGACGUAUGACGUAUUAUGUUGCAUGAAGGAAAUAUAAAGCAUUGUUUUCAUUAACCCAUAUUAGAAAAAGGGUCACUUCCACCAAUCAUGGCGUUCAGCGUUUACUGUACCGCCAUGUUUCCCAUUGAUUGCACACGGCUCGUAUCUGUUGCAUAAACAACCGCGGGAUAUUCAGAAAAAUCAAGUAGAAUAAAAGUCUUGGGCAUACCAGUGUGUGAGCUAGAAUGGGAAAGCCGUUUAUUACUACGGCUGUGUGUUGUGUAUUCUGCUUUCUUUGUGCAGAGCACAGUCAGUGCUUGUUCCAUUACCAUGCCACGCUGCUGGCAGACUCCAGUGAUGAAACACGCAACAGUUUAAGGAAUCCUGGACAGGUUACACAUUCCUCAUCAUUUCUUUAUUCAUCUUUGGGGAAUGACUUCAGGACACAGAGAAGACAGUUGAGUGAUGACAGUGGUGUGCAUCAGUAUGAAAGAAAGAUUACCAGUGUGGUGGACCAAGGACAUCUUAUAAAUCGUAAAGCUGUGUCAGACAAGAGUUUCAGGUACAGGAGGGAUACGCUAGAUAUUUCACAGGAACAGGCUUUUGUGAAGAGGUUGUUUUCACAGUUUGGUGAAGGGGAUACCAUGACGUUUGAAGGUUUUGAACGACUUCUUAGGACUGUUGGGCUUCAGCGGCUCAUAUCUGCAGCAGGAGGUGGCCAUACUGUGAACAGUGCACCAUUGUCCAAUGUAGCCAAUUCCAAGCUUGAAGAAAAUGCCAGCCGGCCAGAUGCCAUUGUGUCAACUGAUGACAUGAAUGAGAAGGGCACACACUCAAACCAAACAGAGAAGCAGUGUCUGAAUGGAAAGGAACUGUUUAAUGCAUUCACUGGUGACCAAAAGGGCAAGCUACUGCCUGAAUCACUGCAGCGCUUAUGCCCAGGGUUGCUGUACCAGCUGACUGACAUGACUGCUGACUGCAUUGUGGUGUCAGUGCCAGGUCCUGACAAACAUGGAAUGGAUGUCAACAUCGAAGCAGUGAAUCAUAGUGCUGUGUGGCUGUAUGCAACACUAAGCAUUGUGGUGGUAAGCCUCUGUGGACUCCUAGGAGUUGCAGUAAUUCCAGUUAUGCAGCAGGUGUUCUACCAACAGCUGUUACAAUUCUUGGUUGCCCUUGCUGUCGGCACACUCUGUGGGGAUGCUCUCCUGCAUCUACUGCCACAUGCAAUGAUGGGCGAACCACAUUCUCACUCAUAUUCACAUACACAUACUCACCAUGGCAGCCAACAUGACAGCUUCGCAUCUGCAGAAGAUGAACAUGACCUGAGCAUGUGGAAGGGUCUAGUGGCAGCCCUGGGUCUAGUGUUCUUCUUCUUCACAGAAAAGUGUCUCACAUUGGUGGGAGAGUGGAGGAAACAGCGUCAACGCAGAAGGAAGGUUCCAUCAAGAGUCCGUGUGAUGCGGGAUGCAGACAAUGUGGGUAAUACUUCAGUGGGUGAAAAGCUGUGCAAACAUAAAUACAGUUCAUACCCAUAUUGCUAUGGUGAGAUUACAACAGAGAUGUCAGAUGAUCAUCAUCAUCGUAAUCCUCAGUAUGAGCAGAAGCAUAACCACACUCACAGUUCUCCUGCACUAGACACAACACAAGUGACAACUUCAGGUUCAAUAGAAGACACCCACCCAGAUGGUCUGGAUGAACUGCGACCCAUAGCUACAACGUGUAACUCUAUGGCUGCAGGUCCAGACAGCGAACAUGGGACAGACGUGAAUCCCAGUGAAGCAGAGAGCUACACAGUCAUUAUCAGGGAGCAUGAGAACAAACAUCAUGGUCACUCACACACACAUGGCCAUGUACAUUCACCUCCUGACACGCUGAGCUCUGUUGCGUGGAUGGUGGUGAUGGGAGAUGGACUCCAUAAUUUCACAGAUGGAAUGGCCAUUGGAGCUGCAUUUGCUGCCAACAUUGCAGGUGGUUUCUCUACUGCGGUUGCUGUGUUCUGCCAUGAACUGCCACACGAGUUGGGUGACUUUGCAGUACUACUGAAGGCAGGGAUGAGUGCAAAACAGGCUGUAUUCUACAACCUUCUGUCCUCUAUCUUGUGUCUUCUUGGUAUGGUGUUGGGAGUAUUCUUGGGGGAGUCUGAAACUGCCACUGCAUGGGUGUUUGCUGCAGCUGCAGGCAUGUUCCUUUAUAUAGCACUUGUGGAUAUGAUACCAGAGCUAACAACAUCCCACUCAAAGGAAGGGGGUUCUCUGUGCCAAUGUCUGCUGCAGUGUGUUGGUUUGUUGUCAGGGAUUGGUAUCAUGCUGCUCAUUGCUACAUAUGAACAUGACUUGAAGAUGGUCUUUGCGGACAACUAAUGAAAUAUCAAUGUAUGUGUACAAUAAUAUUGUCCGUGGAGGAAAGACUGUAUAGGUAACUUUUAUAUGUACAGAUGAAACAGCCCAUACUAGUUACAUCGUUACUUCCAUUUCUUCAAAUUGGCAGUUAAUGUUUUUGUACAGUAGCCAUCAGACUGAAAUAAUUAUUUUUUUAGCUAUUAUAUGAACUCUUUUCCAUAUUCUUAUCACAGACAGUAAUCAGCUAUUCUACUUAUAUGUUAUAGUAUUGUCCUCCAGAAUCCAAUAACCUUCAUCAAGGGCUCAGCAGUAAUGUUUCAUUAGCCAAGUUGUAUUACAAUGACAGCCUAUCUCUAAAUGUUAUUGACAUUGGUGUUGAAUUACUAAUUUCAGUUUUUUGACGUUUUCAGUCAUGCUUUCUCAAAAAACCACUACGUUUUGGGAGAUGUCUUUACCCCAUCCUCAGGUGUACCUACAUAGUCAGGCCUGUUAGAAGGAGCUAAUCUCCACAGAUUGAGAUUAGUUCCUUCUAACGGGCCUGACUGUGUAGAUCACCUGAGGAUGGGGGAAUAGCCAGCUCCCAAACUGUAGUGGUUUUUUGAGGAAACAUAAUGGUGAUUGAAGAAGUCCAAAAAAUUGAAAUUAGUAAUUGCAGUCAUUUUUUGGUGUUUUAUUUAUUAUAUGGUACAUUCCUGGAAAGAAAGAUUUUGCUACUACAUACUGUCCUUGGACUAAAGAAACAUGUAUUUAACAUAUAAGGCUUUUAGUUUUAUGGUUCUUUUUCAGUGACAUUCAGCUACAUACUUAAACCGACUACAGGCUUCUUUCAAGUCCCAUUUUGGUUAUAUAAUGGAAGUGUAACUGGUACAGAUCUGAUCAGUCAAAUAUCAUCCAAGUUAGUCAAAGAAAGUGAAGUCCUGUCUUCACAUUUAGCAGUAAAUGUCAUUAGUAUCUGUAAAACUUGGCAAGGUUUGACAUGAAAAUUAGUUGAGAAAUAAGUAACAUUUUUCAGAGAAAGGUCCACAGAUCAAAGGAUAGUAUCCAGUACUGCAUCCAAACUGAGAAAUGUUUGAAUGAAGAGAAGACAUUAAAAAUUAUAAAUUGACUAUGUGCACAUAAUACUACAUGUCUUAUAAAUAUGGCACAGGCAUUAAGAUGUGGACAAAAUUUCUUAAAAUGACUGUUUUGGAUAAACUGCUGGUUAGGUUUAACAUGUUUCUGAAGUAUGAUAUUUUGAGAUCAGUAAAGAUUCAUGUACAGAUCCAGUAACUGUCAAAAGAACUCAGAGUCACAUUACUUUUCCAAGAACUUUUCUUGCAUAAAAGUAAUCUGCAUAUAUGAUGCAACCAAACAUUGAUUUUGAUUUUGCCAUUUCGAUUGUGGUCUUCUGGAUUAUGAAGCUAUGUGGUCUUGUGUGUUGUUACUAACAUUUUGGAGGAAUAUUUCUUCCAUGUUCAGAAUAGAAGCUGUAGGUGAUGAGUUCCUCCACAGCAUCUUAAUCUAGAAAACCACAAACUAAAUUUUUACCACCUGAUAACCUCAAAUCUUACAUUAAUUUAGCCAGUAGUACAGGCAGAAAGAUUGGAAAGCAAAGUAAAGAAUUGAGAUUUAAGACAAUUAAAUUGGUUGCUGUUUUCAAAUAUGGGGUGCAUGUCUCAUGUUUCAUUAAAUUAAUUUCUUCUUAGUACAUUUUUAAGGUUUUCGUUCUUAUGUUUCCUAAAUUUUGUCCUACAAUCACAGCAGAUAAUAUUCUUUUACUUUGAAAUGUAUAUCCAGACUGAAAAAGCCAUUUAUCAUUGUUGAUAAACAUUUUUCAUUACCAGUGUUAAUAUGUAUUAGAGAUGUUCUCACUCACAAAACAUAGUCAACCCAAUACAAAAAGGAAUUUUAAAUGGUAUUCAUUCUGAAGUUACGUUUAUUGGCUUAACUCAUGUCAGUACCUUAUGUAUGUACAUACUGUGCAGUAUUUUGACAUUUUUGUCAGUAGCACUAUAUUUCAUUGAUAUCCUGGAAUAGAAAAUACACACCCAUGUGAGAUUUGAAGAGCAUGUGAAUAAAUAAAAUGUAAACAAAACAAAUUAGACAUUAAAAAUGUGUAUACCAGUGUA
Molecule: messenger RNA, 4622 nt
Organism: Zootermopsis nevadensis
Lineage: Eukaryota; Metazoa; Arthropoda; Insecta; Blattodea; Termopsidae
Gene: foi
Product: solute carrier family 39 fear-of-intimacy
Biological process (GO): zinc ion import across plasma membrane; intracellular monoatomic cation homeostasis
Cellular component (GO): plasma membrane
Molecular function (GO): monoatomic cation:bicarbonate symporter activity; zinc ion transmembrane transporter activity
Source: RefSeq, a predicted model, not a curated record